Messenger RNA from Lactuca saligna, 1152 nucleotides. NCBI's taxonomy places the organism in Eukaryota, Viridiplantae, Streptophyta, Magnoliopsida, Asterales, Asteraceae. The record is from the annotation of a GenBank genome assembly.
AUGGUAUCAGAGCAUUCAUCUGGGAUUAGGGCUGGAGAUAAAGGAAGGAAGGAGGCUGGAGGAGCUCAACUCAAGAAGGAUGAAUCGCUUGAGACAGAAUUAGGGUAUUUGUAUGCUCGAAUGGAGAAUCAAGGACAUCAGAUCCAACAGAACGCUGAAUCGAUGGCCUCUCUUCAGUUGAAGACGGACCAAAAGUUUAAAGAGGUCUUGAGUGCCAUCGCCAAGAGCCGACCGGAAGAGCCCAAUGGGAAGAAAUCAGUGGUAUCAACACCGGAAGUUGAAACAAGGAAGAGAGAAACUGUUUUGAAGGAAGGAGGGACCAACCGGAGGUUCCACAAACUUGAGAUGCUCUUGUUUAAUGGAACUAACGCAGAGGAGUGGAUUUUUAAUGUGGAAAGGUCAUUCUACACGUAUAAGGAUGAAGAAAUGAUGAAGGUUGCUAUGAGUUCUCUAGAAGGCGACACCUUACUUUUCUAUGAAUGGGAGCAUCGGAGGUGGCCCAUACGAGAUUGGGAAGAGCUUAAAGAAUUAAUACGUCGGCGGUUCAAAUCUUCUAAUGACGCAGCGGAACAUAUUUUGGCGAAUUCUCCGUUUGGAUCGCUAGAAUAUUCCAACCAUGACAGCAACAAGAAUGCAGUUCCGAUCCCAGGAGGUCCCAAGCUACCUUCCGAAGAGCGAGAGAUGCCCUUGUUCGAUGGUAAUCAGUUGGACUGGAUCCUAGAGGCUGAAUGGCAUUUUUCUUUUAAAGGAUUGAGAGAAGAAGAGAAGCUUGAGGCUGCAGUAAUGGCUCUUCAAGGCGAUGCCCUAUUGUGGUAUGAAUGGGAGCAUCGAAGACGACCGAUUAGAGAUUGGCAAGAGAUGAAGAACUUGAUUCGUUGUAGAUUCAGAACACCCACGUCAGCACUACCACCGUUCCGGGAACUGGAAGCAAGGAACAGGGACAAGAGAGAUUCGCUUUUGAACCAGGAAGGAGCAGUUAGGGAUCGUCGGAAGCUAGUAGCGUAUUCUCAGGCCGCCACAGUAACAGAGCACAGACCUAGCAUGACGGCUCCGUUAAACAAAGUAACGGAAGAGGGAUACCCAGGUCAUCGAAGAAAUGGGCUGGAAAGCAAGGAAAGGGUCGAAUUUGGCAAGUUGGGCCUACAUGCUUAG